Molecule: messenger RNA, 1647 nt
Organism: Cyphellophora europaea CBS 101466
Lineage: Eukaryota; Fungi; Ascomycota; Eurotiomycetes; Chaetothyriales; Cyphellophoraceae
Exons: 1
Coding region: 1-1647 (548 amino acids)
Biological process (GO): endocytosis; intracellular protein transport
Cellular component (GO): clathrin adaptor complex; cytoplasmic vesicle
Source: RefSeq, a predicted model, not a curated record
AUGAGCGUCGCUAUCGAAGCGUUCUACAUAUUUGACGACCAAAUAUGCCUACUUGAACACGUCUACAACGGUCGACCGCCGACAGCGAAAGAUCUCCUGCCACGACUGCGCGAACAGACCCCGCGUCCUGCGGUCCUGCAUCUCCCGAACCUCAAUCCACCUACCAACGCCUACACCGUUCUUCACGGCGGCCUCUCGUUGGUAUGUACGUCAUCAAAAGACGCACCGCCACAGGCAGUGAUAGAUUUUCUCUAUCGAGUGGUCGACAUCUUCGAGGACUUCCUCGGUAGUCCGCUCAUUAGCACCAAGAUUGAGGAAAACUACGAAGUCGUAGCGCAGCUUUUGGUAGAGAUGUGCGAUGGCGGCAUAAUCUGCAAUACCGAGGGUAACGCACUGAGAGAACAGGUCGAAGUAGCCAGCAAUUUAGGCAAGCUCUUUGCGCAAGUUGGGCUGCCUGGUUCAUCUCCAUCAGUCGCACCAACUACUCUAGCCGCAAGCCUAAAGGCGGCAUCCAGUACGGCAAAUGGACCAGCAAUACCCUGGCGGAAAUCGAACGUAAGGCAUACAAGCAAUGAGCUGUACGUUGAUCUCGUAGAGAGUCUAUCCGUCAUCUAUGCGCCUUCGGGACGCCCAAUAUCAGCCAGAGCACAUGGAUCCAUCCUCUUCACUGCGAAGAUAUCUGGGGUGCCAGACCUCCUCAUGACGCUAUCUGCACCCGGAGGAACCAGCGCAUCACAGUCCGCUGGGCUGGCGAGGACGAUGCAGCUGCCGUCUUUCCACCCCAGUGUUCGACUGAAUCGUUGGCGUGAUGCGCCCGGCGAGCUGUCCUUCGUUCCACCCGAUGGUAAAUUCAUGCUGGCCAGCUACGAAACUGACCUCAUGCCUUCGCCUCUGAACGCUGACGAGCCGCCGCUACGCAGCGAACGAAUCUUUCUUCCUGUUGUUCCGGAAUUGCGCACCAAUCUCGGCCGCAACGGCGCCGACUUCGAGGCGCGAGUGGCCUUGAACAACAGCUUUCCAGGCGCACCUCCUCCACAGAAACCUGGCCCAUCGACAAGAGCAGGCUCUGUUACAACACCCUUUUCUUUUGGAAGCGCCGCAGGAGCAAAUUCGAGCGCCCCAACUCUCGAGGCCGUGAUGAUCAGCAUCCCCUUCCCAGAUAACGUGCGAAGCGUGACAGAGCUGAAACCCUCCCGUGGCGAGGCGACCUUCAACCAGUUCAGUAACGUGGUGGAAUGGAGGAUACCCACAAAGGACGGCUUCUCUGUGAGCGGGCUGGCAACUCUAAAUGGAACUGUCACUGGCCCACUUGGCUCCGACGGAGAUGAUGGCACUGAGAUCAUGUCACAGACACUCUCCGAGUACUAUGACGAUGCAAGUCUGGGCGUACAUGGCCAAGGUGCGGAAUUGAAUGGAAAUGGAAACAGCACUGAGAAGGCUAGAAGAGUGCCAAAUGUUAGAGGCUUGAUGCCGCAAUCUAUUGCGGCCAGCUUCGCAGUCAAGGGAUGGCUUGCGAGUGGCAUCAAGGUCUCCAGCCUGGUGGUGGAUACGAAACGAAGUAAAGGACUGGGUGACGGUGUGAAGCCGUACAAGGGAGUCAAGUAUUUGACCAUCAGCAAAAGCGGUGUAGAACGUAGGCUAGACUAA